GACUUGCAUUUUGGCGGUGGGCAUUUGUAAUUGUCCGAUUUCAGAUAGAAAACAGACAGACAGAUAGAUAGAUAGAUAGGGCAUCGAUUAAACAAUUAAUUUGGGUGUUACGAUCGAGUUGCUGUCGAAAAUCUCUACACUCGCGAUUAUCGCUCAUUCCUCUUGUAUAACCGUUUCUGUUGUUCUAUGACAUUGGUGAUUUGAGAGACUUCAGGGUAAAGAAAGAUGGCUUGUAAAGGGUUUUUAGAGUGCUUGUUGAAGCUCCUGAACUUCUUAUUGACUCUUUUGGGUCUGGCCAUGGUGGGCUAUGGGAUAUACUUGUUUGUUAUGUACAAAAAUGCAACUGAUGAUGAUAUGGAUGCCCUACCAACAAAUGAAGGAUUGAUACAGCUUGGACGCCCUAUGCUAAUGGCUGUGUCACUGUCUAGCAACAGCUUUUUUGAUCACUUGCCUACUGCUUGGUUCAUUUACCUAUUUAUUGGUGUUGGUGCAAUUGUCUUUGUCAUAUCUUGUUUCGGGUGCAUUGGUGCAGCAACAAGAAGCGGAUGUUGCCUAACUUGCUACUCUUUACUUUUGAUCUUGUUAAUCUUGGUAGAAGUCGGAUGUGCAGCUUUCAUCUUCUUUGACAAAACCUGGAGAGAUGAGAUCCCAACCGAUGAAACCGGACAAUUCGACGCGAUAUAUGGAUUUCUAAAGAAGAACUGGAAUAUCGCCAAAUGGGUUGCACUUGGAGCUAUUAUAUUCCAGGCUUUGGUAUUUUUGUUAGCACUUAUGGUACGUGCUGCAAAUGCACCACCAGAAUAUGACAGUGAUGACGAGUACAUAAGUGGUCCCCGCCAGCAACGCCAGCCUCUGAUUGGUCGGCAACAGCCUCCCGUCACAGGUGUCCCCGUCACUGGAACCCUAGAUAGCCGCCCCAGCAGAAAUGAUGCAUGGAGUGCUCGCAUGAGGGAAAAGUAUGGGCUUGAUACGUCAGAGUUCACGUACAACCCGAACGACCCAAACAGAAGUCAGCAGGGCAAUGCACAGCCGACAGAGGAAAAGGGUGGUUGCAUCAUCAUGUGAUGUCAGAGUGACACGUGGGCAUGUCUGAUUGGAGAGUUUGUUGGUUGUGACUGAUUGGUUUGAUGUAAUGUAGAGUUAAAAAAAAAACAUAAUUGUUAUUGUUGUGUGUGUGUAUAAAACAUAAAAUAUCAGGAGCUAAUAAGGCUCAUGUUACUUGAUCCGACGUUUGUGAUGUUAUCACGUUUGUGAGAAAUGGACUCUUUGUAUUUUGUAA
This is a messenger RNA of Lactuca sativa (garden lettuce), 1279 nucleotides long. Its product is annotated as tobamovirus multiplication protein 2A. The record is from RefSeq and is a predicted model, not a curated record. Gene Ontology annotation, cellular component: membrane. Lineage: Eukaryota; Viridiplantae; Streptophyta; Magnoliopsida; Asterales; Asteraceae.